GUGCACAUGGUCUACAGCAAUCAAAUCUGAUUCUACCCUCCAAGAUUCCAUGGAUCUGAAUCCGUUCUCCUGCAAUAAAUUAACACUGACAUGAUAUGACUCAUUUGUUGGUGCAACACAGCCUUGCGAUUCAUUCGUUCUUUCUCUACCCAGUCACACUUUCCGAAAUGAGAUAAAUUUAUUCACCUCCUGCUUCUCGUCAUUUCAUGAGUGCCUGAUCCAGCACUUUUCUCCAGACGGUCAAAACUGAGUGGCCACUGGCUUCUCUCUUUCUCUAGGUCUCUGUUGUUCAGACACUGCUACCGGAGUUCAAGUUGAGCGGAAUAUCACAUUUUCUUUCUUUCAGAUCGUGGUUCCCCACGUCGUCGAUCUUUGUUCAUCUCAAAUUUCUUUGACCAAUCAUAACCACAGACAUGGCUCAAGAUUCUCACGAGGUCUCGCAGCUCGUCAAAACGCUCGAAGCUGCCAAGGGACAGGGCAAAGGUGGAAGGAAAGGCUUCUCAUGCAAAAAGACCACAUUCCCCAUUGAGGGUUCUCAGGGCAUCUCGGUCGACUCGUGGCGCUUCAACGACUGGGACUACAAGCGAGAUGAUCUUCCAACCUAUGCACGAGGCCUUUUCACUACCAAGAGAUCCGAUGGCACCCCAGAGAUCGCAGUCAGAGGUUACGAUAAAUUCUUCAACGUCGACGAAGUUCCUAGUACAAAAUGGGAAAAUAUCGAAACAGAUACCACUGGUCCCUACGAACUCAGUGUCAAGGAGAACGGUUGCAUCAUCUUCAUCUCGGGUCUCGAAGAUGGCUCACUUCUCGUUUGCAGCAAACAUUCCACCGGUGCGCGGUCUGAUGUCGCCCAAAGUCAUGCAAUGGUUGGAGAGAAAUGGGUGAAAUUACACGUUGAGAGUGUCGGAAAGACGACGCGCGAACUGGCAAUGACACUCAGAAAGAUGAAUGCCACUGCUGUUGGUGAACUGUGUGAUGAUGACUUUGAAGAGCACGUUCUGGAAUAUCCUCCCAACAUGGCUGGCCUUUACCUCCAUGGCAUCAACUUCAAUCUCCCAGAGUUUGCAACACUGUCUGGCCCUGAGGUGCAUGAGUUUGCCGAUACAUGGGGGUUCAAGAAGGCUCAAUAUGUCAUGAUACAGACACUUGACGAAGUCCAAAGCUUUUUGCACAAGUGCGCCGAGACGGGUUCCUGGGAUGGGCGAGACACUGAGGGAUUCGUCGUCAGAUGCAAAUUGCGAGGCAAGAAUGCUCAACCAGCUGUUGAUUGGUUCUUCAAAUACAAAUUCGAGGAGCCUUAUCUUAUGUACCGGCAGUGGCGUGAGGUAACCAAGGCAGUCAUUGCCGGAAAGCCUCCCAAGUUCAAGAAACAUAAGCAGAUCACGGAACAAUACCUCUUAUAUGCACGACGACAGCUCGCCAGGGAUUCGACAAUUGGCAAGCUCUACAAUCAAAACCAUGGAAUCAUCAAGAUGAGGGAUGGAUUUCUUGCGGAGAUCGGCCAGAGAGGCUCCGAUAUUAUCGCACGAGAAAAAGAGGAGGAAGAUGGAGAUGGAGGUGAUUCGCCGUCGAAUAUAGUCUUGGUACCUAUUGCAACCAUCGGUUGUGGCAAGACGACAGUCGCCUCAGCUCUGGUGAGGCUAUUUGAUUUCGGACACAUCCAAAAUGACAACAUCGAAGGCCAAAAAGGUCGUCCUCAGCGAUUCGCUGACGGCAUCACCAGCUCUUUGGCUGAUCACAAAGUCGUCAUUGCAGAUCGAAACAACCAUCAGCGCAGAGAAAGAGAGCAAAUCAUACGAGAUGUCAGUAGGGUCAUCCCGCAGGCUCGGUUUGUGGCGCUACACUACGUGCAUGAGCCGAAGAAUCGAAUGCUCCAACAGAUCCGUGAAGUCACGCGGCGGCGGGUUCUCGAUCGAGGAGACAACCAUCAAACCAUUCGUGCCGGCAGCAAAAGCCAAGAAGAAAUCAUUGGUAUUAUGGAAGGGUUUCUGUAUCGAUUUCAAGGCUGUGACAGGAAUGCGGCGCCCGACUCGGAAUUCGACCUCGUCAUCGACUUGGAUGUGGCAGCUUCAUCUCUGGAUAACUUGGAGCACGUGAUUACGCAGCUCUACAACACCUACCCAGGUCUGCUACCAGAGGAUAUGCCCAGCCACGAAGACAUGCAGAAUGCAAUCAGCUUUGCACUGGAUCAUGAGGUAGCCACCAAGCAUGAUCUCUCGUUCGGCAAGCCAGCCAAUACGCACCCAAGCCAGAAAGCAAACAAGAUUGCCAUUGUUCGGGAGAAGGAAAUGAGCCCCCAACAGGCGAUGAACAAACUGGAAUACUUUGGGAUCACUCUCUCGGUCACCAACAUUAAUUCGAUCCUCGCUUCAAUUUUUGACCGAGCAAGUCAAAAUGAGGCAGCCCUUUAUCAAAGUCUUAAGCAAUCGAACCGCAUCCAAACAGAGUUUCACGUCACUCUGAUCCAUCGAGCCAAUGCUGUGGCAAAGCCAGAACUGUGGCAAAGCUACACACAGGCUUACAGUGAGACAGUCGAAAGUAAAGACAACAAAGACAAGAACAAGCUGACUCCUAGCUUGGGUCUGGCUCGCAUCAAGCUUGAACGUGUGGUAUGGGAUGAUCGGAUCAUGGCAGUGGUGGUUAGAAUCUACCCAGCCGAAGGAAGUCCUUUAUGGCAAUGCAGCAACGCCAUCCCCCACAUCACCAUUGGAACCAUUCGACCCAACGUCAAACCGGUGGAAAGUAAUGACAUGUUAGCACGAUGGGAGACUGGACAAGGCGUGGGAUCGACCCUCUUUGAGAAAGAAGUGCCGGGCAAUGUCAUUCUGGAAGGCAGUGUGAAGCCGGUGCUGAGGCGUUAGAGGCGUUAGAGGCGGAGAGAUUAGAGCUGGGUAGUGUUCGAGAGAGCAAUUAUGCAUGAUGUGAGACAUGAGAGUCUUUUCAGUCGAUAGUGUUUCGACUGCAUGAUGACGAUGGGUAUCUAGUUCAAGGCGAGAACCUAGCAUACGUACCCAGCACCAUUCGACGUAUCCAACAGAGAUGAAUGAGCA
This is a messenger RNA of Exophiala mesophila, 3050 nucleotides long. RefSeq lists its product as uncharacterized. Bases 414 to 2861 code for a protein of 815 amino acids. Lineage: Eukaryota; Fungi; Ascomycota; Eurotiomycetes; Chaetothyriales; Herpotrichiellaceae. Gene Ontology annotation, biological process: tRNA splicing, via endonucleolytic cleavage and ligation. The transcript has a single exon. Gene Ontology annotation, cellular component: nuclear inner membrane. The record is from RefSeq and is a predicted model, not a curated record. Gene Ontology annotation, molecular function: RNA ligase (ATP) activity; GTP-dependent polyribonucleotide 5'-hydroxyl-kinase activity; ATP binding.